AGAGAGUUUGAAUUUAUUCUAAUAUAGAAUAUAUAUAAUUUGUAAAAUAGAAGAAUUAAGAGAUUGCUAAUGUUGUAUAAGACAAAACAUUGUCUCUUAAAUAAUUCUGCACUUCACUGGUUAAAGAUUCAAUUAGAAAACACUUGUCAUAGAAUUAUGUCGACUACAGUCGAUCCUAUAGCUCAGCCUGAUAUAAAUACUAUGCAUGGAGAGAAGAGACAAAUGUUAGAUGAUGGCAAUGAGACUGAAGCCAAAAUACAAAAGACAGAGAUAAUGCAAAAGAUUAAGAGAAAAAAUCAUGCUAUAUUGUUAGGUUAUCUUGGUAAGGAUUAUUAUGGCAUGCAAAGAAAUCCUGGUAUGAAAACUAUUGAGGAAGAUUUGGUUACUGCCUUAUUGAAGGCAGACUUAAUAACUACAGAACAUUUCAAAAAUAUACGUUCAAUCAGUUUUCAAAGAGCUGCACGUACAGACAAAGGAGUAUCAGCAAUUAGGCAAAUUGUUUCACUGAAGCUGCCGGAAAAGCCUGACAAAACAGUAAUAAAUAAAUUUUUACCUGAUGUAAUCAAAAUAUUUGGAAUAAAGCGAGUGACAAAAGGUUUUAAUAGCAAAAACCAAUGUGAUGCGCGUACUUAUAGAUACAUCAUUCCUACUUUUGCAUUUGCACCAGAGGAUUUGACAUUGUUAAAAAUCGGAGAAGAAAUUAAUGAAGAAGAAAGAAUCAAACAAUUAUCAACUAUAGAUGGAAAGUCAUAUGUUGACUACAGAUUAUCUCCAGAAUCUUUAAAUAGAUUAAAUUCAAUUUUAAAACUUAUGGAAGGCACACAUAAUUUUCAUAAUUUUACAUCUAAAGUAAAACCAUUAGACCCACGGGCCCAACGUUACAUAAUCAAAUUUCAUUGUGUGGAAACGUUUAUUUCGAAUGGUAUGGAAUUCGCAAUAUUAGAAAUUAAAGGACAAAGUUUCAUGCUACAUCAAAUUCGAAAAAUGGUCGCAGUUGUAGUUGGGAUUGCGAGGAAUAUUAUAUCUGAGGAAAUAAUCAAUGAAGCAUUUAAGACAAUGGAUAGGUUGGAAAUACCGAUUGCACCUAGCUUAGGAUUAUGUCUAUGUCAUGUGCACUAUGAUUAUUAUGGUAAGAGAUAUGGUGCAGAUGGUCUUCAUGAAACAUUGGACUGGAAAGAAUGUGAAGAUGAAGUAGAAAAAUUUCAGAAGGAAUAUAUUUUGAAAUAUAUGGUGGAUACCGAGAUUACAGAACAAACAACAUUAAAAUGGAUAGCAGGUCUUCCCUCUCAUUCAUUCAAUAAUAGAGAAGAACUUCCUAUGGAAGAUAAUGAAGACCAAGAAGGACAAUAAUAUAUAAAAUAUAUAGUUUUGUCUCUGUACCAAAAAAAAAAUACAAUAAAAUAUUCAAGGAG
Messenger RNA from Camponotus floridanus (Florida carpenter ant), 1412 nucleotides. RefSeq names its product tRNA pseudouridine synthase A (gene Pus1). The record is from RefSeq and is a predicted model, not a curated record. The transcript has 6 exons. Gene Ontology annotation, cellular component: nucleus. NCBI's taxonomy places the organism in Eukaryota, Metazoa, Arthropoda, Insecta, Hymenoptera, Formicidae. Gene Ontology annotation, molecular function: pseudouridine synthase activity; RNA binding. Bases 70 to 1350 code for a protein of 426 amino acids. Gene Ontology annotation, biological process: mRNA pseudouridine synthesis; tRNA pseudouridine synthesis.